UGAUAAAAGAAUAUUAGUAUUUUGCAAUUAGAUACAUAAAGAUAUACCAUUUAAACAAAAUAAAGAAAUGCAAUGAAAAUAAGAGCUGCUUACAUUGACGUUUAGAUUAAGAGAAAAAAUCGAAGAGACGGAGGAGCAUUCUUAUUCCUCUCUCUCCAUCUCUAUCUAUAAAUACGACCUUACGUUAAAAUGCUCUCUUUUUCCUUCUUCCCCCUUUUUUUUCUCUGCUUUGUCUUCUCCACGACUACCAACCCGUUCCCGGUAAUCUCCCGGCCGGCUUUUGACCGUCCACCUCCGACCACCGGAAAUUUUUUAUUUACCGACAUUUAAUAUCUUACAGGUCUUCACUUUCUCUCCCUAUCUUUUACCUUUCUUUAUAUAUAUAUGCUCUUACCUUUUAUAUAAACUUAGCUUCAGAUCUCUUACAUAUUUCCCAAGACUCCCGCCACUGGUCUCUUUUCCGGGCUAUUUUUGUCAAGAUUUGUUCCUAUUGUUUUCCGUUUCACAUGUAUUCUGGAUCUUGGAAAUAUCGUUGAAUGGUCUAGGAAUACUAAUGCAGAUUCAAUAAUAUUUUACAAGUUGUAUGCAAUUUCAGAUUUGGUACUUUUGUUAUCAAGUGUUUUAUAUUUGCUCUUAUUAGGGUGAUUGAAAUUCUAAUUAGGUAAGCUUCGAUGUGGAUUGUUUAACAUUGAAAGUAACAUUUAAUGUUUUUGUGGUUUCUUAUCUUAAAGCUUUUAAUGUAAAAUGAACUACAUUUCUACGCUUCUUUAUCCUUUCAUAAAUUCAUCUCACAUUCAUUUUUCUCAGCGUCGUCUCCCAUCAAAUAAAUUUCAUGCAAAAGCUUGAUUUUUUUUAUAUGCAGGCUAUAAGAAUGUAAUUUCUUAGGUGUUUACUCAAUAUACGAAUUUGAUUUUACCAACAGGAUACCAAUAGCAACUUUGUGGUGAUGUAUGAAUCAAAAAGAUCUUCCUAACAUUUGAAACCAAGGAAAUAAAUUCAACCCUAGAUUAUUCGUUAGGUGGAAAAUUUGAGUAUCAUGGAUGCCCCUAAAGAGUCUGGACUUCGUAAUGUUAGCUCAGUUUGCUCCAUUCCAGAAAUGGAUGAUUUUGAUCUCACAAAGCUUCUGGAUAGACCAAGACUGACCAUCAAAAGAGAAAGAUCAUUUGAUGAAAGGUCACUUAGUGAGAUGUCUUUAUCAAGAGGCCUUGAGAAUUUGGAUGUUGCAUAUUCGCCAGGUGGACGCUCUGGAUUUGAUACACCUGCUUCAUCCACACGAAACUCUUUUGAACCCCAUCCAAUGAUUGCUGAAGCCUGGGAUUCUCUUCGUAGAUCAUUGGUACAUUUCAGGGGACAACCAGUUGGCACAAUUGCUGCAUAUGAUCAUGCAUCUGAAGAAGUUCUAAACUAUGAUCAGGUGUUUGUAAGGGAUUUUGUACCCAGUGCACUGGCGUUUCUAAUGAAUGGGGAGCCUGAUAUAGUGAAGAAUUUUCUAUUGAAGACACUUCAACUUCAAGGGUGGGAAAAAAGAAUUGAUAGAUUCAAACUCGGGGAAGGGGCAAUGCCUGCUAGUUUUAAAGUUCUUCAUGAUCCAGAAAGAAAAACAGAUACAAUUGUUGCAGAUUUUGGUGAGAGUGCUAUUGGAAGAGUUGCACCUGUUGAUUCUGGAUUCUGGUGGAUUAUAUUGCUUCGUGCAUAUACAAAGUCUACUGGAGAUUUAACCCUAGCUGAAACUCCAGAUUGCCAAAAGGGAAUGAGGCUUAUAUUAACUUUGUGUUUAUCAGAAGGUUUUGAUACGUUUCCAACUUUGCUCUGUGCAGAUGGGUGCUCAAUGAUUGAUAGAAGGAUGGGGAUUUAUGGUUAUCCUAUAGAGAUACAAGCUCUUUUCUUUAUGGCAUUGAGAUGUUCAUUGGCAAUGCUGAAACUCGACUCAGAGGGAAAAGAGUUUGUGGAAAGAAUAAUGAAGAGGCUGCAUGCAUUGAGCUUUCACAUGAGAAGUUAUUUCUGGAUUGACUUUCAACAACUGAAUGAUAUCUAUCGCUAUAAAACAGAGGAGUAUUCUCACACUGCUGUAAAUAAGUUUAAUGUUAUUCCUGAUUCAAUCCCAGAUUGGGUGUUUGAUUUUAUGCCAACACGUGGUGGUUACUUUGUUGGAAAUGUGAGUCCAGCAAGGAUGGACUUUAGGUGGUUUGCUUUAGGCAACUGUGUUGCUAUUUUAUCUUCUCUUGCUACCCCUGAACAAGCUUCUGCAAUUAUGGAUCUUUUUGAAGCACGUUGGGAGGAGCUUGUAGGUGAAAUGCCUAUAAAGAUUUGUUAUCCUGCAAUUGAAAGUCAUGAGUGGAGAAUUGUUACUGGUUGUGAUCCUAAGAACACUAGAUGGAGUUACCACAAUGGAGGAUCUUGGCCAGUGCUUCUGUGGUUGCUAACGGCGGCAUGCAUCAAAACGGGGAGGCCACAGAUAGCAAGGAAGGCGAUUGAACUGGCGGAGAGCCGCCUGCUGAAGGACGGGUGGCCGGAAUACUAUGAUGGGAAAAAUGGAAGAUACAUUGGAAAGCAAGCAAGGAAGUAUCAGACAUGGUCAAUUGCUGGAUAUUUGGUAGCAAAGAUGCUGUUGGAAGAUCCAUCACAUUUGGGGAUGAUUUCUCUUGAAGAUGAUAGACAGUUGAAACCCAUCAUUAAGAGAUCUUCUUCAUGGACUUGCUGAAAAAGUACACAAAAGGUGAGGUGAAUAAUCUCCUGAUUAUUAUAAAAAAAAAAAGUUGCUUGAAUUCUUCUUCUGAGUUGUGUCUUGUUUAGGUGAAUUUGAGUGUUUUGUUAUGUGUACAUUACCAUUUGACAUGUCUUGUCUUAUUGCUUCUUAUAAUAAAAAACAUGACAAUGUGAUGUUGCUCUUAUUAUUUAUCUUCAAAUUUGCAAAGGUGUUAUGAGAUUUCUAUUUGUUUGUGAAGACUUUAC
Molecule: messenger RNA, 2952 nt
Organism: Lactuca saligna
Lineage: Eukaryota; Viridiplantae; Streptophyta; Magnoliopsida; Asterales; Asteraceae
Source: the annotation of a GenBank genome assembly